AUGCUCGCGCGGAACUGCAAUGAACCGCACAAGCUCUUCACCAGGUCUUUCGGCCCCAACGCUCGCAACGGCAACGAGUGCGCCAACGUGCCGCGGAAGGAGCAGAGGCGCACCUGGCUCAGGAUAUCGGGAACCUGCUCUUGCCCGACGGCGCGGAGGAGUUGGUCACGCCCCCGCCGUGGAGCACGAAGGUGGCUUGCUACCAGCGCCUGCUCGAAUGGCCCGGCGCGGGCCCGCUCACAGCGAAGAACGUCUACCAGCACGAGGAAGGGCCCGCGGCCGGCCGCCGGGCGGACGCGCGCGGCGAGGACCGGUUUGCGUGCGCCGCAGCCGGCGCGAGGUUCGCGUGCAACAUCCUGCUGGCCGAGGCGCCAACUCGGGUGA
Molecule: messenger RNA, 384 nt
Organism: Prorocentrum cordatum
Lineage: Eukaryota; Dinophyceae; Prorocentrales; Prorocentraceae
Source: the annotation of a GenBank genome assembly